This is a messenger RNA of Balearica regulorum gibbericeps (East African grey crowned-crane), 1242 nucleotides long. The record is from RefSeq and is a predicted model, not a curated record. NCBI's taxonomy places the organism in Eukaryota, Metazoa, Chordata, Aves, Gruiformes, Gruidae.
AUGGAGGAUUUAGAUGCGUUACUGGCAGAACUGGAGCAGAGCUCUUGCCCAGCCUCCAAGGACCGCAUGCUGCAGACAUCAAGCUCCCCCAAGCAGGAUCUGGCUGCAAACAGGCCCCCAGACCCCCGUGGCUGUGAGCCACUUGCCUCAGUGGCCCUGAAGGUGCCGCCUCAGGCUCAGGCUCCAGCUCCGAAAGAGGCUUUGAAGACAGUGUACAGCAGCCCCACACCGGUCCCACAGCCGCUGCUCCCCUCGCCCCCACCUGUGACAGCUGCCCAGCAGCUGGACGAGCUCCUGGCCGACCUGGGCCACAUGCAGAGCAAGCUAGCGGCCGUGGGGCAGGUAGCCGGGGUGCCAGCAGAGCCCUUGCUGGACAACAUGCUAGGCAGCCUCACCCGGGACCUGCAGGAGCUGGGCAUCACGGCCACCCCCACCGGGGUCUGUGGCUUUUGCUGCAAGCCCAUCGCUUGCAAGGUAUGCUCCCACGCCUCCAUCCUGGCAUCCCUCUCCCCUCGGCUCAUGGCAUCCCCUGGAGCUGCUCUCACUGCCCUCCCCACCACCUUGCAGGUGCUCACAGCCCUGGGCAAAACCUGGCACCCCGAGCACUUCACCUGCGCCCGCUGCGGGCAGGAGCUGGGUGGCCGGCCCUUCUUUGAGCGGGGCGGGCAGGCAUACUGUGAGGAGGACUACCACCAGGCCUUCUACCCCCCCUGCUCACCUUGCCUCUUCCCACAGAAAGUCCUCACGGCCCUGGACCAGACGUGGCACCCUGAGCACUUCUUCUGUGCCCAUUGCGGGAAGGUGUUUGGAGAUGAUGGUUUCCACGAGCGGAGCGGGAAGCCCUACUGCCACCAGGACUACUUCCUGGCCAUGUUCGCCCCGAAAUGCCAGGGCUGCGAGCGCCCUGUGACAGACAAUUACCUGUCAGCCCUGCAGGGCGUCUGGCACUCCGAGUGCUUCGUGUGUGCGGAGUGCAUGAGCAGCUUCGCCAGUGGCUCCUUCUUCGAGCUGGAGGGUCGGCCCUACUGUGAGCUGCACUUCCAUCAGCGGCCGGGGGGCGGCUCCCCCGGCGACGGCCGCCGCCGCCCCGUGGCUGGCCGCUGCAUCACAGCCGCAGGGCGCAAGUACCACCCCGAGCACUUCAUCUGUGCCUACUGCCUGGGCCAGCUGCAGAAAGGCACCUUCCGCGAACACGGCAACAAGAUGUACUGCCAGGCCUGCCACGACAAGCUCUUCCUCUGA